This is a messenger RNA of Camellia sinensis, 4076 nucleotides long. The record is from RefSeq and is a predicted model, not a curated record. NCBI's taxonomy places the organism in Eukaryota, Viridiplantae, Streptophyta, Magnoliopsida, Ericales, Theaceae.
UCAGACCACUUGGGUGCUAAAUGUGCAAUUCUGAGUUUGUGCAGAACAUGCAAAGAAGAAAUAGGUGUAUCAUCAUGUUUAUAGAGAUGAGGUUGGUGUGGUUGUGGGUAAUGUUGUUGGUUUUGGCUAGUGAGAGCUAUGGGUGUUUGGAGCAUGAGAGGGUUGCUCUUCUGCAACUAAAAGCUUCUUCCAUCAACCACCAAAUAAAAUAUUUCCUUCCAACGUGGGUGAAGGCUUGGGAGCGUGAAACGACGACUGACUGCUGUAAGUGGGAAAGAGUCAAGUGCAAUGCUACAACAAGGCGAGUGAUCCAACUCUCACUCAAUUCUGCAGAGAAUUUUUGGAAAUUAAGAUAUUGGUAUCUGAAUGCCUCAAUGUUUCUUCCAUUUGAAGAACUUGAAAGUCUCGACUUAUCAUACAAUGGAUUAGCGGGUUGGCUUGAGAAUGAAGGUUUUGAGAAGUUGGGUGAAUUAACAUCUCUAAAGUCUCUAAAUCUAACUUCUAAUUAUUUGAAGGGAACUAUUCAUAUUAAUGAUCUUAAAGGUUUGAAUAACUUGGAGCAGCUUGAUAUUAGCGAUAAUCAGUUUGAUGGUUUCAUUACUCACUCAGGUUUUGAAAGACUAUUUGUGUUAGGCAAGUUGGAGCUACUUAGAUUGGAUAGGAAUUCAUUCAAUAAUAGCAUCCUACCAUCUCUUGGUGUGCUCUCAUCACUCAAAACUCUAUCCAUAUUUGGAAACCGUUUGAAUGGAUCAAUUGAUAUAGGAGAAUUCUGCGAUAUGAACUUAAAGGAGCUGGAUUUGAGUGACAAUUUUAUAGAAGAUAUAAAAGGUUUUGAACGACUAUCUGUGUUAGGCAAGCUGGAGCUACUUAUAUUGAAUUGGAAUUCAUUCAAUAAUAGCAUCCUACCAUCUCUUGGUGUGCUUUCAUCACUCAAAACUUUAUCCCUAUAUGAAAACCGUUUGAAUGGAUCAAUUGAUAUAGGAGAAUUCCGCAAUAUGAACAACUUAGAGAAGCUGGAUUUGAGUUACAAUUCAAUAGAAGAUAUAAAAGGUUUUGAAAGACCAUAUGUGUUAGGCAAGCUGGAGCUACUUGAUUUGAGCUACAAUUCAUUCAAUAGUGGAAUCGUACCAUCUCUUUGUGUUCUCUUAUCACUCAAGACUUUAAACUUACGGGGCAUCAAUUUGAAUGGAUCAAUUGAUAUUGGAGAAUUCCAUAAUACGAGCAACUUAGAGGAGCUGGACUUGAGUGCAAAUCACAUAGACAGCAUAAAAGGUUUGAAGAGUUUAAGCAAGCUAAAGAUGUUGAACCUCCGACGGAAUGAAUUGAAAGGACUAGUUACUAGUAAUGGGUUGGAUGGAUUGAAACACUUACAGGAGUUGUAUUUGGAUUAUUCAUCCAUUGACAAGAUCUUUCUUCAUAAUGUUGGAGUAAUGUCCUCCCUAAGGGUGCUGACAUUGCGGAAUAUUAGCCUUAAUGGAAGCCUACCUAACCAAGGUUGGUGUGAACUUUCUAACCUCCAAGAGUUGGAUCUCAGUGAGAAUGGUUUUAAUGGAAUGCUUCCCUCAUGUUUGGAACACUUAACAUCAAUUCGAAUAUUGGACCUCUCUUUCAAUCAGUUCACUGGAAAUCUUACUUCAUCUCCCCUUAGUAAUCUCCCAACACUGGAAUUUCUUAGCCUUUCAUAUAACCAUUUCGAAAUCUCAGUCUCAUUUAUUUCAUUUUGCAACCAUUCAAAGCUUAAGAUAUUUUUAGGUGACAACAACAGAUUGAGUGAUCAAAUUGAGUUUCAAACACGAAUUCCUAAGUUCCAAUUGAAGGUUCUCAGUUUAUCAAACUGUGGAUCAAACAAUCUUGGUAUGAAAUUUCCACAUUUUCUCUUUUACCAAUAUGACCUCAGAAUAGUUGAUCUAUCACACAACUCGUUCAGAACAUUCCCGGUUUGGUUGUUAGAAAAUAAUACUCGAUUGGAAGUUUUUGAUCUAAUAAAUUGCUCCCUUAUUGGGCCUUUUCUAUUGCCAUCGUAUCGUAAUCCCCAUGUCAGUUCAAUUGAUAUUUCUGACAAUCAUCUUAAGGGCCCAAUUCCAACAAAUAUAGGUUCGAUCUUUCCAAAUUUGCAGAAUUUAAAAACAUCUAGAAACCUUAUUCAAGGUCACAUUCCUACUUCUUUAGGUGAUAUGCACUUUUUGGAGAUUUUGGACUUAUCUAACAAUAAUUUGUCUGGACAGAUACCAAAGCAUUUGACAAUUGGUUGCCCCAAUUUAUUCUUCUUCAAACUAUCAAACAAUAAUUUGUCUGGCCAAAUAUCUCUUUCGUUUGUAAAUUUAACCAUAUUGACACACUUAUAUUUGGACAAUAAUCAUUUCACAGGCAAAUUUCCAGAUAGUGUAUCUAUUCCCCCUUCUUUGGAAGCACUUGAUAUUAGCAACAACCACAUGUAUGGAAAGCUUCCAAGAUGGAUGGGGAACAUGUCCAGUCUGAUGGGAAUUGCUAUGUUCUCAAAUCAUUUUGAAGGUCCUAUUCCAGUAGAGUUUUGCAAACUUAGUAAUCUUCAGUUUCUAGACGUUUCAGAUAAUAACCUAUCUGGUUCUGUACCGUCUUGCUUCAACCAAUCGACAAUAAAACAUGUCCACUUGAACCGAAACCAGUUGAGCGGUCCAAUGACGCAUGCAUUUUACAAUAGUUCUUUUUUAGUGACAUUAGAUCUUAGCGAUAACCACCUCAAUGGUACUAUUCCCAGUUGGAUUGGAAGCCUUCAUGUGUUGAGCAUUUUUCUCUUAAAAUUUAAUAAUUUUGAAGGUGAAAUUCCAGUUCAAUUAUGCCAGUUGAAACAAUUAAGCAUAUUGGACCUUUCUGAAAAUAACUUUUCUGGUCCAAUACCUCUUUGUUUUCGUGAAAUACCUUUUGAGACAACCCAUGAAAAAUCUUCUCUAGAAAUUGGACUUCCACGAUAUUUUACAUUUGCAUUGUGGAGCUUUGUUGAGGGGUCAAAGUCACUAGGAGACCAUUAUCCGAUGGAUAUUGCACAUAAAGAUAUUAUCUUCCACUCUUUGGAUGUCCAACAAAAAGUGGAGUUCACAACAAAGCAUGGAUCCUAUGCAUAUAAAGGCAAUAUUUUGGACUACAUGUCUGGAGUUGAUCUCUCUUGUAACCACUUAACAGGGGAAAUCCCUUUGGAAAUGGGAAACUUGAGCAACAUCCGUGAUCUAAACUUGUCUCAUAACAAUUUAUUCGGAUCAAUCCCAUCAACAUUCUCACAACUAAAGCAAAUAGAAAGUUUGGAUCUCUCUUACAAUAGAUUGAAUGGAAAGAUCCCUUCUCAAUUGAUUGAAUUGGACAAGUUGGAAGUCUUUAGUGUGGCAUACAACAACUUAUCAGGUGCGACCCCAGACCAAAAAGCUCAGUUCGCAACUUUUGAAGAAAGUAGCUAUGAGGGAAAUCCCCUUCUCUGCGGAUUUCCCUUGCAGACCAACUGUAAUAAAACUGUACCAACAUCAACAAUGUCAAAAGGCUUGGAUAGAGAGAUUGAAGACGGUGGUUUCAUAGAUAUGGAGGUUUUCUAUGUCAGCUUUCUAGUCUCAUAUAUUAUUGUGUUGUUGGGGAUUGCUGCAGUUUUGUUCAUAAAUCCUCAUUGGCGACAAGCUUGGUUUCACCUUGUUGAAAUGUGCAUGACCUCUUGGUACUACUUCUUUUUGGACAAUUUUAUGAAGUUUUUUUGCAAUAGAAGUAUGUAAUCUUCUUGAUUCAGAUGCAAGUUCUUGAAUUUGAACCUGGGAAAAUGAAAUAUAUGUUAACUUUCGGGUCUGACCUAUGUUACUAAUUUUUUGUUUUUCUAGGAAAGUUUGUUUAAAUAAGUUGCCCUAUAAUUGUGGGUUUUAACAAGAUGUCUAUCAACAUAGAUGUUGUAGUAUUGUCAUGCAAUGAAACAAAUUGGUGUACCUGAUUGAAAAUUCCAAUUAUGAAGUAGACUAGAAUUUCAAGUGGAAUGUUAACACUUCUACCAAUAGAAUUGAGAUGUAUGAACAACUCUUGGCGAAGGCUUUCUUUAAUCUCAUUUCGUGUAUUUUGUUGCCACAAAA